AUAAAAGAAAAAAAAAUAUUAAAUAAAAAACGCGUAAUUCUCCGGCUAUAAUAUCUCUUUAAACUCAUCUCUGAAACCCCAACAACCACCAUGGCUCCGGUACCGAAGACCACCAAAUUCCAUUUCACUCAUCCAAACCACCCUUUGCAAUUGCACUCCGACGACCACCAUGGUUACAUUUGCGACGGUUGUAAAACCUCCGGUUCCGGUACCCGGUUCCGAUGCCAUUCCUGCAAUUUCGAUCUCCAUGAAUACUGCGCCAAUUGCCCGGAGAAACUCAUCUCCUCCUCCAUCCACCACCAUCCCCUCACUCUCCUCCUCCGUAAGCCCGAUGGCACUCGCCUCAACGACCGAAUUUGCGACAUUUGCCAGGACUCCGUCGACGGGCUGUUCUACUGGUGCAAAGACUGCGAUUUCAACGCCCACCCAUUUUGCACCCAGCUCCCUAAAAGCCUCCGCCAUGUAAUUGACAGCCAACAUUUUCUGAACCUCCAAAAGCUGCCAUCCGGUGGCUGCGCCGUUUGUAAAAAGGAUUGUUCUUCUCUUUGGGUGUACGGAUGUGAGAUUUGUAGAGUUAAUAUUCAUCUCGAGUGUCUGUUGGAGCCGUGUGAGUCGCCGCCGAGUCAACGGCCGAGUGGGGGAGGGAGAGGGACGACUACUUUUCGUGGAGUGCCGCCGCCGUGGGGAAGUUGGCCACCUCCGUUUCCCAGCGGUGGGUUUCAGUGGAAUGGUGGGUAUAAUUCUGGUGGGCAAUUUGGUAAUAAUUACGGUAAUUUUGGUAUGGGAGGGUAUUAUGGGAAUUAUGGCUACGCCGCCCCUUACGUCGUUCCCGAUUACCCUUCUGUGUAUCACAAUUAUGGAGCGCCGCCGGCAUCGUCCGAAAGUGGGGGAAAGCUUGGGAAGUCAAUGUUUGCGCUCGUCGGUAGACUGACCGUUGGUGUGAUGUCUAGUGUUAUUUUUGGGUUUCCCAUCGGCCUCUAAUCGGAUCUCAUUUUCAAAAUUAAUAGGAAUCAAAGAUGGUUAUAUUUGUGUACGGAAUAGUAUGUCUGGAAAUUAUAACUAUGUUUA
Molecule: messenger RNA, 1068 nt
Organism: Benincasa hispida (wax gourd)
Lineage: Eukaryota; Viridiplantae; Streptophyta; Magnoliopsida; Cucurbitales; Cucurbitaceae
Product: protein VACUOLELESS GAMETOPHYTES-like
Source: RefSeq, a predicted model, not a curated record